Chionomys nivalis (European snow vole) is the source of this 1191-nucleotide messenger RNA. It is a transcript of the gene Catsper3, whose product is annotated as cation channel sperm associated 3. Gene Ontology annotation, cellular component: membrane. The coding region runs from base 1 to 1191 and encodes 396 amino acids. The record is from RefSeq and is a predicted model, not a curated record. The transcript has 8 exons. Gene Ontology annotation, biological process: monoatomic ion transport; transmembrane transport. Gene Ontology annotation, molecular function: monoatomic ion channel activity. NCBI's taxonomy places the organism in Eukaryota, Metazoa, Chordata, Mammalia, Rodentia, Cricetidae.
AUGUCCCAAUACUUUCACCACAACCCUGUAAGGGUUAUGUCUAGCUCACUGUUUGGCACUGCAUCAGAGGCAUUGUAUGCAAGAUUGAAGAAGUUUAAGAGGAAGGACGUGGAAUGUCAGAAGUUCUUCAGGAAGGUCCUCAAGAGCUCUUUCUUCCGGGUGCUCAUGAUUACCGCUAUCACCACCAAUGCCGCCUUCAUGGUCUUGGAGACCGACUACAACAUACAUUAUAGGAUGUUCCGACUCUUUGAGAUCUCAGAGAUUCUCUUUGUCUCCAUCUACAUCUGUGAGUUCCUCAUGAAGGUCUAUGUGGACCCCAUUAAAUACUGGAGCGAUGGCUAUAACCUACUGGAUGUGGUCAUUAUCUUUAUCAUUUCGAUACCCUAUACCCUCCGAAAGAUCAAAGGACAACUUUACAAAAACCUCAACAUUGCUGAUGGGAUACAGUCUCUGCGAAUCCUGAAGCUUAUCUCCUACAGUAGAGGCAUCAGGACACUCAUCACUGCUGUGGGGCAGACGGUCUACACGGUGGCCUCCGUGCUGACUCUGCUCUUCGUUCUCAUGUACAUCUUCGCUAUUCUGGGAUUCUGCCUGUUUGGCGUUGUGGAGAGGGGCGACCUGAAUAACUGGGGGAACCUGGCUUCAGCUUUCUUCACACUCUUCAGUCUGGCUACGGUUGAUGGCUGGACAAACCUGCAGGAACAGCUGGACGAGAGGAAGUUUACUAUUAGCCGGGCAUUCACCAUCCUCUUUAUCCUGCUUGCUUCCUUCAUCUUCCUCAACAUGUUUGUAGGUGUGAUGAUCAUGCACACGGAGGACUCCAUCAAAAAGUUCCAGCGGGAGCUGAUGGUGGAGAGGCACGUGACUCUUCUGGAGGAGAAGCAAGUGAUCCUGAGGCGCCAGCAGGAGGAGGUCAACAGGCUGAUAACCACCCAGAAAACCGGUGGCAAGAACUUCACGGAGCUGGUGGAGGAAUUCAAGAAGACCCUACGGCACACGGAUCCCAUGGUCCUGGAUGAUUUUGGCACUAGCCUCCCCUUCGUCGAUGUCUACUUGUCCACUCUGGACAACCAGGACAAUACUCUCAAGAAGCUUCAGGAGCUGUACUAUGAGAUCGUGAACGUGCUGUGUCUGAUGCUUGAAGACCUGCCCCAGGAGAAGUCAUCCCAUAGCUCGGAAUUACUGAUUUAG